GAGAAGAUCGGCCAUAUCCCGAACGCUAAAUACAAGGCGGAAGAUGAGGUUAUGCAAUUUUUUUUAUUCUGAGUGGAACAAAGCCGCUAACCCUUGAUGAUACUGGGGCGGUGCCGAAACUUUUACCUCUAGACGUGGCCCGUUACAGCGGACAUAGGCUCCCAGUUGGGUUUAGGCUACUGUAUCACGCUCAAGCCGGUGUGUCGUCACACUGAUGGUGUGACUUUUGAUUUCAGUGAACAAUUUGAUAGUGCAAGCAACUCAUGCGCAGCUCUCCUGUACAGUGUGUCCCGACCCAGGAUAAUGUUCCUUAUACAGAGCUCGAGAGGAUUACAACUCGCCUUCCGAAUUUAUAAGCGAAGUCAUCAUCACUCAGUUGGAAUUAUUGGAGCGCCUUUUUCAAAAGGACAGCCGAGGGAUGGUGUGGAGAAAGGACCAGACCUCAUUCGCUCCGCCGGAUUGGUGGAAAAGCUCAGAGCGCAAGGCUGUGCAGUCAAAGACUAUGGCAACGUGGCGUUUGAGGAGGUGGCCAACGAUGAGCCCAUAGGCAAUGUGAAGAGACCCAGAGCGGUGGGCAGCGCCAACCAACGUCUGUCUGCUGCCGUCCACGCCGUGAAGAAUGACGGAUACACCUGUGUGAUGCUGGGAGGAGACCACAGUUUGGCGAUAGGCUCGAUCCAGGGGCAUGCAACAGCUAAGAAGGACCUCAGUGUGGUAUGGGUGGACGCCCAUGCAGACAUCAACACACCCCUGACCUCCCCUACAGGCAAUAUCCACGGACAGCCCAUGUCCUACCUCAUCCACGAGCUGCACUCCAAGAUUCCAGUUCUGCCCAACUUCUCCUGGAUAAAGCCAUGCGUAUCAGCCAAAGACAUAGUCUACAUUGGCUUGAGAGACGUGGAUCCAGAAGAGCACCAUAUCCUGAAGUUGCUGGGUAUCAAAGGUUACUCCAUGACAGAGGUGGAUCGCCUUGGAAUAUCCAAAGUGAUGGAGGAGACAUGUGACUACAUCUUCUCAAAGGUGAAGAAGCCCAUCCACCUGAGCUAUGACAUCGAUGCCCUGGACCCAUCCAUCUCCCCGGCCACAGGAACCCCAGUAGUGGGAGGGCUGACCUACAGAGAGGGAGUCUACAUCACAGAGCACAUCUGUCAGACAGGGAUGCUGUCUGCAGUGGACAUGGUGGAGGUGAACCCAAAGAGAGGCAAGACGGAGGAUGAGAUCAUCUCCACGGUCAACGCUGCAGUAGAUCUGAUACGUGGCUGCUUCGGAAAGCUCCGGGAGGGAAACCACCCUGCAGACUACAAGAUGCCCCUGCCUUGAGCUGCCAACUACCACAGAGCCUUCGAUUACAGUGAAGGGCUGUGGCCAGCACCACCUUUCUGCACUUCAAAGUCAUCUUCACUCUUUUUCUGUAAUCCAGUUAACAAAUUGCCCUUUGUAUCAAAUCAUGGAGAGAUUAAAAUAGAUACCAUAUAA
Oncorhynchus nerka (sockeye salmon) is the source of this 1476-nucleotide messenger RNA. Its product is annotated as arginase-1-like. The transcript is spliced from 8 exons. Gene Ontology annotation, molecular function: arginase activity; manganese ion binding. The record is from RefSeq and is a predicted model, not a curated record. The coding region runs from base 304 to 1320 and encodes 338 amino acids. Lineage: Eukaryota; Metazoa; Chordata; Actinopteri; Salmoniformes; Salmonidae. Gene Ontology annotation, cellular component: nucleus; cytosol; cytoplasm.